Molecule: messenger RNA, 364 nt
Organism: Racocetra fulgida
Lineage: Eukaryota; Fungi; Glomeromycota; Glomeromycetes; Diversisporales; Gigasporaceae
Source: the annotation of a GenBank genome assembly
AUGGUACAAGAAAGAGAACUUGAAAGAAAACGUAUUGCAGAAGAAUGUAUAAAAAAUAUUAAUUCUGUGAGGCAAAAAUUUAGAUUCUAUCUCAUUGAAUUAGGAGAUAAAAGCAUCAAGGUCGAGCCUUCAGAAAAAGAGGUUGUUUUCGAGAACAAAAACGAAAUUUGUGAUAACAUUAUUAUGGAAUAUGAAUCUUGGUUUUUCCUUGAACAAAUUGAAACUAAAGGAUAUUAUUCAAGGCUUUUUGAACUUAUUGAAGAAAAGGAAAAUGAAGAUAACUAUUCAAAGCUUUGCAAGGUAAAUGAUUUCGAGGUAAUGGUUAAUGAAAGAGAACUUAAAAGGUUAGAUAUUGCAAAAACGU